AUGUCCGAGGGGAGCAGCCGUAAUGAUGGAGGGCAUCGUAGGACCCGCUCCGCAAUGGUUUCCUCACUCCUACACUCAUCCUCCAGCAACUCACCCUCCAAAUCACAUUCCCGCAACGCGUCUGCCGCUGUAACCCCAAACUCAUCAACUCAGUACCUAACACCUGCGAACUCCUCGACCGCUUCAGUGCCGAAACGAAGCAUCUCACUUCGAUCACCAUCAUCUAAGCCAAUCACGGAAGAACCACCACCUUUGCCCUCGACUGCAAACACCUCUGCGACAUCGCUGAUCGGCGGCUCGGGAGUAUUAGUCGGAAAUGCGAAAAGCGUUGAGGAUACUGUUCGCACGUUCCGACUUUAUGAAGCGUUGAGGAAUGGAGACACUAUGGCUAUUUCGAAGACCAUCAGGGAGGGUUCAGUGGAUGAUGCAAUCAGGAGCUCUAUACUACAGUUGGCUGUGCAGUGUGCCGAAGUUGAGGUGAUAGAGUAUAUCCUGUCGACCACCACGACCGACGCGGCUACCCCGUCCGGAUUGCCAUACUUGGAUAUCAACCAUCGGGAUCCAACGACAGGUAAUACGCCGCUACAUACGGCGGCGAAGCUUGGAAGGGCAGAGGUCGUAUCGCUAUUAUUGAAGCAAGCAGAGAUUAAUGACAGUAUUCACAACUAUAAUAAUCGAACGCCAUUGGAGAUCUCAAGGACCCCGGCGGUAUUUCAGAUGCUACAGCUGGCGCGAAGUAUGUUUCUAGAGGAAACAAUCGAGAAGUUGACCCGACUCGUAGCAGAGCAGGACUACGAACGGAUCGAAAAACUUCUGGAAAUUCCAAGGGUGAAAGGGCUAUUAGACCUCAAUACCCUCGAACCACCUACUAAUGGCGGUGGAUCGACACUACUACAUGAUGCUGCCAGGAGGCGGGAUACAAGAUUAAUCGAGAUCCUCCUGCUGCACGGCGCGGAUCCGUUUAGGAGAGAUAACAAGGGAAAAUUGCCGCAGGACGUAACAAAGGAUGACAAAACGAAGAACAUGCUCAAGAAGAGCCCUGCUGCGCAAGCCGCUGCUCGGGGAAUAGAGGAGAGGGCUGUUCUUGGGAGUGCCGCAGAAGUCGCUGCUACUGGUUUGGCUACUGCGGGGGAAACCUUUGCGACUGGCAUCGCUGGGAAGGAAGGAAGGGAAAUGAAGGGGUACCUGAAGAAAUGGACAAAUUAUACCAGCGGAUACAAGCUCCGGUGGUUUGUGCUUGAAGAUGGGGUAUUGAGUUAUUACAAACAUCAGGACGAUAUUGGUUCCGCUUGCCGAGGUGCAAUUAAUAUGAGGAUUGCCAAACUUCACAUGGAUGCACAAGACAAACAGAAUUUUGAGAUCCAUGGCAAAGGAUCCGUCAAAUAUCACCUUAAAGCAAAUCACGUGGUCGAGGCCAAACGCUGGUACUGGACCCUGAACAAUGCCAUACAAUGGGCCAAAGACGAGGCGAGAGAAGAGGAGCGCCGGAAAGCCGGCGAGGCCGAGCGGAUGGGACGGAUGCGAGAGCAGCAACGUCAUGAGGACAACGACACAGCAUCUAGUCGCCGCGGCAGCGUUGGGGGAUCUUCGGGAGAUAAUAGAAAAACAAGCCUCCGUACCGGUAGCAGCUUUGUUGCUCCAACGGAGGGUGAGGAAAGUGACUUUUUUGAGCAGAGCACAGGCGGCCCGUCAAGAAAUCGUCAAUCCAGCCGCAGCCGCAGCGGUGCCUCUGGGGAUGAGCGGGAAGGCGACGUGGAUGAUGAUGACAAUAGCUCUAACGGACACCAUGAACCGCCAACCAGUGAUGCUCUAUCUCUAUUAGGAAAUUCCGCAAGGUUGCAGUUGGAUCUUCUUAGCCAAGUUGUACUUGCUGUUCAGUUCGAACAUGCGAAGAACCCCGACCUCACGCUCAGUGAUCCUCUGGUUACUGGAGCUCUGAGUAGUUAUGAAAGUGCUGUCACCAGUCUUAAAACACUUGUUGAGGAACUUCUCUCAAUGAGCAAGGAACGCGACUCCUACUGGCGGUAUCGCAUUGAGAAGGAGAUCAGUCUUCGAAAAAUAUGGGAGGAGAAUAUGGCUGUCUUGGCACGUGAGCAAGAAACUCUCGAGAGCAAAGCAGCUGGUGAGCGCGAAAAGAAGAAGAAGGCCAAACGUGCGCUAAAGGAGGUUCUCCGAGGAACUAGUGGUAGCGCUCCGUUGAGCCCUAGACUGGAUCACAGCACCUCGGAGAACCUUGAUGGACAACUGAAUAGUGUCGAACUUGCCAGGGUUGGUUCGGUGUUGAAGAGCCCGGUGCUUGUAGCGGACAGUGACAGUGACUCCGACGAUGAGGAUACUGACCAAUUCUUUGACGCAAUUGACAGCGGUGAGGUGGAGGUUGUUUCAGAGAUGCCAAUUAGUGUCAUGAGCCUUAAGAGCCCAGGACUUUCAGAGAGGAAUAUGGCUCUUGGCGAAGGGCCCGAAGGGGACGUUACAGAGACGGAAGGAGCAUUGGUGUUGAGACACAAGAAGUUGGUUGCUGUCAAGACAAGUUUUAAGGGUUAUGAGGAUCCGCCAAGAGCAAAGUUGAGCAUGGAUGCAGACGAUAGGCCGAAAAUUUCGCUUUGGGGUAUUCUGAAAUCCAUGAUUGGAAAGGAUAUGACAAAGAUGACACUUCCAGUCUCCUUCAAUGAACCUACAUCGCUACUUCAGCGUGUAGCGGAGGAUAUGGAAUAUACCGAUCUUCUUGACCUGGCUGCUGAUCGCUCCGACUCUACCGAAAGAAUGGUUUAUGUUGCCGCCUUUGCUGCUUCCGAGUACUCGUCAACCAUUGAUCGUGUCGCAAAGCCUUUCAACCCUCUUCUUGGUGAGACUUAUGAAUACGUCCGCCCUGACAAGAACUACCGCUUCAUGAUCGAGCAAGUCUCCCACCAUCCUCCUAUCGGUGCGGCAUGGGCUGAGGCCGAGAAAUGGGAUUAUUGGGGUGAAUCGGCCGUUCGAAGUAAAUUCUACGGAAAGAGCUUUGACAUCAACCCGCUCGGUACAUGGUUCCUUCGUCUCCGAACUCCUGACGGAGGAGAGGAAUUGUACACGUGGAAAAAGGUCACAACGUCCGUUAUUGGUAUCAUCACAGGUUCCCCAACAGUCGACAACUACGGUCUUAUGGAGAUCAAAAACUGGACCACCGGAGAAAGCUGUCAGCUCGACUUCAAGGCACGAGGUUGGCGUGUAUCAACCGCAUAUGAGGUUAAGGGACGGGUUUUCAACGCCGAUGCAAUUCAAGUGUGGAGCAUUGGUGGCCGAUGGAAUGAUAAAAUCUACGCCCGCCUCUCUCCAGGCCAGGAUCUUGCGGUGGCCCCACCUCCUGCUAACGGCGGCGGUGGCUCAAACCCUGCUUUCCUGGUCUGGGAGAACCACCCACGCCCACCAGCACCUUUCAAUCUCACCCCGUUCAGCAUAACCCUUAACGCAAUCCCUGAUAAUCUCAAGCCUGUACUCUGCCCUACUGAUACACGUCUCCGACCCGACCAGAGAGCGAUGGAAGAAGGAGAAUAUGACUUUGCGGCUACAGAGAAGAACAGGUUGGAGGAGAAGCAGCGAGCGAAGAGGAGAGACCGGGAGCAGAGUGGCGAGGAGUGGAAGCCAAGAUGGUUCGAGAAGGCGGUUUGUGAAGUCACUGGCGAGGAGUACUGGAAGGCGAAGGGCGAUUACUGGGGCAUGAGGCACAGUGGUGAAUGGAAGGACGUAGACGAUAUUUUCUAA
Molecule: messenger RNA, 3741 nt
Organism: Morchella importuna
Lineage: Eukaryota; Fungi; Ascomycota; Pezizomycetes; Pezizales; Morchellaceae
Exons: 4
Coding region: 1-3741 (1246 amino acids)
Biological process (GO): exocytosis; endocytosis; piecemeal microautophagy of the nucleus
Cellular component (GO): intracellular membrane-bounded organelle; membrane; nuclear envelope
Molecular function (GO): protein binding; sterol binding
Source: RefSeq, a predicted model, not a curated record